This is a messenger RNA of Hibiscus syriacus, 982 nucleotides long. RefSeq names its product zinc finger protein 8-like. Gene Ontology annotation, molecular function: DNA-binding transcription factor activity. The record is from RefSeq and is a predicted model, not a curated record. NCBI's taxonomy places the organism in Eukaryota, Viridiplantae, Streptophyta, Magnoliopsida, Malvales, Malvaceae. Gene Ontology annotation, biological process: trichome morphogenesis; trichome differentiation; response to gibberellin.
CCCCUCCCUAGCUACCUCCAUUUCUCUUCCUUUCCUUUCUUUUCUUCCCAUUUUGGAUUCCCUUCAAUUCUCUCUCUCUCUUCCCAAAAAAAAACUUUCAUGAAGAAGAAUAAUGGGAAGGAAACACAUGAUUUCAUGAACGUGGAAUCCUUCUCUCAGCUUCCCUUCAUCCGCCUUUCCCCCAUUAAAGAAAAGGGUAUCCGUUUGUUCGGAAAGGAAUUCGGAGGCCGCGACUGUGUUGACUCGGCCACCGUCAACGAUUCAGAGCCAGACUCAGCUCACAACAACAAAGACACGACCAAGGAAAACGAGAAUGAAGACGAUAACAAUAGUAUCAGCAGAAGAUUUGAGUGUCACUAUUGUUGCAGAAACUUCCCCACUUCCCAAGCUUUAGGCGGUCACCAAAACGCUCACAAAAGGGAACGCCAACACGCGAAACGACAUCACCUAACCCUGCAACACAGUUCUUCACCUCAUGAUGCUCAUAAUAUUUAUGGGUUCUUCAACUAUAAGCCAGCCUCAGCUCGGACACCGACAAUGUCGACUUACCCUUCGUGGAACAAUAGUAUUAAUAGCAGCAACGGUAGGUUUUAUGGGAACCAAAGCUCGUUUUCUCAGCCACCGCUCAUCAAUGGCAGCCCACUGGGGUUAUGGAGAAUCCCGGCUUCUACAGUUCAAAGUAGCGCGUGUAAUUUCAAUCGUGACCGUUCAUCUACGCAUCCUCUGCCAUUUUUCGCCGGCGAUGAGUUGAAGCAGCCAUCGCAGGUGGUAGCCAAUGUUUCGAGUUCUCAGAGUCGUCGGUACGUUUAUGAAUCGAAACCUAACGUUAAUGACCAUGUUAGCUUGGAUCUACAUUUAUAAUGAUCAUUUCGUAACAACUUUCAUCCAUCUCCAUCACCCUUUUUAACAUCUCGGAUUUUACUAUUUUUCGGUAUGAUUUCAUAUUGUAAAUGAAAUAAUUUACCAUCUCUUCAUUAAUCUC